AUGGAGUUGGAACCUGUGGGAGGAGCAAGGAAAUUAGACAUCCAAGAAUUGGAGGAAAUUCGUAAUAAUGCCUACGAUAAUGCUCGUAGCUAUAGGGACAAAACAAAAUUGUUUCAUGACAAGAAAAUAUCCCAGAAGCAUUUCUCAAUAGGACAAAAAGUGUUGCUUUACAACUCCAUGCUAAAAUUGUUCCUCGAUGGUGUAGUUGAAAUAGAAAGUGAAAAGUCGGGAAAACGGUUCACAGUUAAUGGUCAAAGGUUGAAGCCGUUUUUUGAGAAUUUUCAAGCCCAUACGGUUGAAAAAUUUCAGGUGGAACCUUCAUAA
This is a messenger RNA of Gossypium arboreum, 324 nucleotides long. RefSeq lists its product as uncharacterized. The transcript has 2 exons. The record is from RefSeq and is a predicted model, not a curated record. Bases 1 to 324 code for a protein of 107 amino acids. Lineage: Eukaryota; Viridiplantae; Streptophyta; Magnoliopsida; Malvales; Malvaceae.